Ostrea edulis (European flat oyster) is the source of this 1536-nucleotide messenger RNA. RefSeq lists its product as uncharacterized. The coding region runs from base 1 to 1536 and encodes 511 amino acids. NCBI's taxonomy places the organism in Eukaryota, Metazoa, Mollusca, Bivalvia, Ostreida, Ostreidae. The record is from RefSeq and is a predicted model, not a curated record. Gene Ontology annotation, biological process: regulation of transcription by RNA polymerase II. Gene Ontology annotation, molecular function: protein dimerization activity; DNA-binding transcription factor activity, RNA polymerase II-specific; RNA polymerase II cis-regulatory region sequence-specific DNA binding. The transcript is spliced from 7 exons. Gene Ontology annotation, cellular component: nucleus.
AUGUACCACGCAAGUAAGAGGCUACAGGCGAUUCGCCGGCAAUUGAAACACAUGGAUAAGCUGUACAUGUGUGGAUCGGACGACGAGGGACAAAGUGAAGCGGCAGAAUCUCCUGAUGGGUCUAAAUUUGAAUGGGCGGACGUGAUGCAUGGGUCUCGAAGUCUGUCUAACAUUAGUUAUUCGAGUCCAAUGAGCGUCGAGCGACAAGACCUGGUAGAGUCUCGCAGCGUGAACAGUAGCACAGCGAUGACAUCCGUUCCAGAAUGUGCGUCUGUGGAGCUCGACGAAAUUCCUCUGUCCGAAGAACUCCGUUGCGCCAUAUCAAAUAUGACGGAUUUAGAUGAUGUAGAUGGACUGAUAGGAAAUAUGAUAGACUCCAUGCAGGUAGAAACCUCCUAUGACGAAGAACUGCAGACUAUUGACAAUUCCAAUAACGAACCCGAUGACACGGUCAGGCAUUCUAAUAUAACUGAACUGACUCAAGAAAACAAUGGUGCUUUGCAAGAAAAUGGAAGCAAGAUUUUUUUGACAACAGAAGAAAAUUGGAGAAAAGACAGAAAAAAGAAGGAUAAUCAUAAUAUUAUUGAACGACGGCGACGGUACAACAUUAACGAUAGAAUCAAAGAGUUGGCCAGCCUCCUUCCUUCCAGCGUCCCUACAGACCUAAAGCAGAACAAGGGAUCCAUUUUGAAGACGUCGGUGGAAUAUAUGAAGGAGCUCAUCAAGAGCAAACAAAAACUCCAAAAGCUAGAGGAACACCAAAAAAUGAUGGAUAGCAAAGUUCAAAAACUGUUCAUCAGAAUUUUUCAAAUGGAAUUAAAAUUUAAACUGUAUGGGUUGACAGAAGACUUGAAAAACAGUAGAGGCAAGAAAAAGAAGAGGUCCAAGAAAAGUAUAUCCGAAAUAAACGCCAUGGUGGAGGCGCUUGUGAAAGAAAGCAUGCCAGAGUCUGCCCAACAAAGGAAGAGUAAACCAGUGCUUCCUUCCAAGAUGAAAAAUGUAGCACCCAACAACAAACAAAAUAUCAGUCCAGACGCCAAGUCUGGCUUACGACAACAUCUUAAUAAGAAGAUGUCCACAGGGGGGCCUACUCGAAAUGACACCUCUUCCAUUAAAGGAGUAAAUGAUCAGAGUCAGCAUAGAAUUAGAGAUCAAAGUCCACCGUUACUUGGUACCACAAGCGAUGGCUAUUUGGGGAAAAGUAACCCCCGUAUGGCAAAUUCCCAGCAGUAUGUUCUGGACAAGGACGGCAAUGUCCAGAUUGGUUUAAAAGAGGGGGAGCAAAUAAUUGAGCUGUCACCAGAGCAGUGCAACAUCUUGCUCGAGCUGUUCGAGAGCAAUGGAAAUGAACCACCGCUAAACACCGAUUCUUCACCUCAGCCAGAUGUUUCUGCGAAACAAGAGUGCUUGUCGCCAGUAACUUCAACCAGUAACAUGUUGGAAAGAUUGCUACGAAGGUCGGAUACGUCGUCUGAUGGGUGUUCGGAUUGCAGUGGAUUGGAGGAAUCCACAGAGAGCGAGAUGGAAUUGCGUUAG